Molecule: messenger RNA, 3227 nt
Organism: Frieseomelitta varia
Lineage: Eukaryota; Metazoa; Arthropoda; Insecta; Hymenoptera; Apidae
Gene: Set
Product: protein SET
Exons: 5
Coding region: 127-1068 (313 amino acids)
Biological process (GO): nucleosome assembly
Cellular component (GO): chromatin; nucleus
Molecular function (GO): chromatin binding; histone binding
Source: RefSeq, a predicted model, not a curated record
UAGUUUAGCUUGCUUACGCGCCGCGAAUUCGUGACACGAGCUGCACGAGGGUGACGAACGCGGAGUGAGUGCGUACUGAAAAUAAACAGAGAGUAGUGGUGUGGUGACAAGAGCGCGGGUCGAACGAUGGCUUCGCCGAACAAGAAGGCUAAGGAAAUAGAGGAUCCAGGUUCGGGCGAGGGUGUUGAGUCACGCGAUUACGAUAUUGAAAUACAAAAGACACUCGAAGAGAUUGACGGGUGUCAGAAUCAAAUCGAUGGCCUCAAUGAGAAGGCCAGCGACGAAAUCCUCGAAGUUGAGAAGAAGUAUAAUAAGUUGCGUAAGCCCUAUUUCCAAAAGCGAAAUGACAUUAUCAAGAGGAUACCUAAUUUUUGGGUUACUGCUUUCGUAAACAAUAAGGAAAUAGCAGAAAUAUUAGAAGAAGAUGAAGAAGAUGCUCUUCGAUUUUUAAAUAAAUUGGAAGUUGAAGAAUUUGAGGAUAUUAAGUCUGGUUAUAGAAUUAAUUUUCAUUUUGAUGAAAACCCAUAUUUUGAAAACAAUGUCCUUACAAAGGAAUUCCAUCUAGGUUCUUCUGGAGAUCCAGCAUCUCAAAGUACACCUAUACGUUGGAAAGAUGGUGCAGAUUUAACAAAAAGAGCAAAAACCAAAGCCCCAUUAAAAGGUCGUAAAAGGCCAUUAAAGCACAGGUCAUUUUUUGAUUGGUUUACGGAUCAUGGAGAUCCAAGUUCAGAUGAAAUAGCAGAAUUAAUCAAAGAUGAUAUGUGGCCUAAUCCAUUACAGUAUUAUUUGGCGCCCGAUAUGGAUGUUGAAAAUGGUAUUGAAGGUGAUGGUGAAGAUUGCGAUACAGAAGAAGAGGAAGAGGAAGAAGAUGGUGGAGGAGAUGAAGGUGAUGAAGCAGGUGAAGUUGAAGAAGGAGACGAUAGCAUAGUUGUCGUCGAAGAUGUAGAUGAAGACGAUGAGGAAGAAGAGGCUGUGAAUGAUGAAGAUGAUGGAGUAAAUGAAGAGGAUGAUUUAUUGGUAGAUGAUGAAGUAGAUCGUGAAGAUGGUGAGGGAGAAGAACCAGAAUAGAAAUAAAGUUGGUUUUUCAUAACAUUGGUUACAGUCUAGAUACUAAAAGGGAAUCGCUAAAAAUACACAUCAAGUUGAUUGAAAAUAAAUAAAGUUUGCAGGACUGAAAAUAUUGAGCCAUAUGAAUAAACCUCAGGACAAUUGGGAAAUAAAGUAGAAAACAGAAUUUAAUAGACCUAAUUGUUUUCGACAUUAAAAGAAAUUGUACAUAAAAGUACGAUGCUUUUUCAAUUAUCGAAACAAAGAAAAGAUUAUCUGAGAUAAAUUAGUUAGAUUUGCACUUUGUUCUAAAAUUGUACCGGAAUAUAGUAUAAAUUCCUUAAUUAUAUUCAUAUGGCCUAGUCAUUCUCUAUAUAAUAAGUAUACGAUGAAGAACAUCUGCUCCUCUUCAUCGUGAUACAACUACAUUAAGGAAAGAAUAAAUUAUAAGGUAUAGCGAAAUAGUGGACAGGUGUUCUUUUUUCGUCUUGUUUUGUCACAAAAAUAUAUUCCAUCGCAUUACUUCCAGAACGAGGUGUUUCAAAUAUUGAGAGUGACAGUAUGGUAAUUGUAAAUUCGGAUACAUGUUUAAUGUUUAUUAUAGAGGUUUUUUAAAAUGGUAAAAUGAUACAUUUAUUAAAAAUUGUAAUUUAUUACUAAAACAUACUUAUGAAUUAUCGAUGUCAUAGUUACAAUUUGUUUAAUGCUUUAGAAAUGCAAAACAAGUAAUAAUAAAUUACUAUAUAUUUUCAAUAAUUGAAUUUACUUUAAAUGUCAAUUGAAAACAUAUCGUGAAAUAUAGUAAUGUGUACAAAGCAUUACACAUUAUAAAAUAUAAUUCAUAUUUUUUUUACAAAUUAUUAUAAUUUUAUCAUAUAUACGAUGUAACAUUACAAAUUCAUAUUAUUUGAAACUAUAAAACACUUUUAUGAAGUUCUUUUCAUCAUGUAUCAUGUUAUGAUUUUUAUAUCGAUAAUAAUAGAUUAAUGUUUUAUAUAUAAAAUAUAAAUUUAAUGUUAUAUGUACAUAUUAAGUUUAUCAUUGAUUGAAGUGGACUAAUAUUUUAAACUUAAUUAAAUUUUCAUAUUUUUUACAUAUAGGUAAAAUAUAAGAAGUUCAUUGUUUUAAUGUAUUCUUUUGUAAUUUUUGAAAAUGUACCACACUAAAAUUUGAUGAUAUUGCAUGGUAUGAUAAAAUAUCAUAUUCAGUAUAUGAAUUUAUAUAUAAAUACGACUUAAUUAAAUUUAGUAUAAUGCAAUCAGUAAAUAUAGAAAAAUCCAUUAUUUUAGUAAAUAUUCAUUAUGGCUUUAUUUAGUUGAUCAAGAAUUAAUACUUGUCACACUCAAAAUGAAAAUGAAGGCCACCUCGUUCUUCUUCUUCCAGAUUUUACAUCAUAAAUUUUUCACUUUCGCGAAGAAAAAAAUAUAUCAAACGUUUUUCAUGCAUAAUUUCGACACAUACUUUUAACUCUAACGGCACUUUUAUACAUUAUUGUUAACGCGUCAAAGGUGAAGUUAGAAUUAGGAGUAGUUAUAAUUCUGUUAUAUUUCCUGCGGUGUGCCAACCGAGAGCACAUUGCGAUCAAUUUUAGAUUUUAGUGCAAAUAAACGUUCUAUUGAAAGAUCUGAUUAGCGUUUCCUCUGGAGUCUAGGAAAAAUCAAAUAAUUACAUCAUUCAAAAUAAAUAACAUGCAAUUAUAUCUGAUUUAAUUACUUAAAACUAUGGAAGGAACAUGUUUUUAAGUAAAACCUAUUUAUUAGGAUAAAACAGUUUCGAUUUAAGAAAGCUCUUUCGAUUAACACAAAAUUGUUAUGAUAUUGAAAAUCUCUUAGAAUAAGAUUCCUAUUUUUGUACUGAAUAUUUAAAGAUUAGCAAAGUAAGCAAUUAUUUGAUUCUUCCUAGAAAACGAUAAGGUACGCUUAUCUGCGACGUAUUCUGUCAUAAUUAUCAGCCAAUGUCCUGAAGUAAAAUAUUCAAUGUUAAUGAAAAUAUGCGUUAAUGUGACGUAUUAGUCCUGCGUCGAGUUGACAUAUGGUCGCACAAAGGAUACCUAUGUCCGAGACAAGAGAAUCAGAGUCAGACGAAGCUAUAACAACUGGGUGUAAGAAUCAAUCGACGUACUCGUGUCACGCAAUCAUACAGUAAAUGAACGAAAUAAAGUUGUCAGUUUGAGAUAGGAA